AUGUCGACGCGAACUCGACGUCAUUCCUUUAUAUCGCCCGAAGAAAAACACUUUUCUUCAAAAGGCAUAUCUUAUAACAUGCAUCCAACCAAAGUUAAAACCACUGCAGAUGCUGCCGCUGUGCUGGCUGCUUCACUCGCACCUCUUGCACCACACCUGAACUACGAUAAAAAAUCACACCAUCAACAUUCUCAUAAAUAUACAUCAGAUGAAAAAUCUCCAAAAUCCCCCAAAAGAACAUUAAAGCGUAGUAUUAGUUUUAACCAUUCUAAUCGUCCAGUUUCACCCCGUCCAAUGAACAUUGACGUCGCUGAAGUAUUAGCUACUACUGUUUCUUUUCUCCGUGAAAAUAAUAGAAAACUCGAUUGGGUUUCGGAUGAAUUUAGAAAUGAUGGAUUUAGUAGUGAUAAUGACUCUUACCUUAGCGAUGACAGUAUUGAUUCCUGUAGUAACCCCGACUCCUAUAAUUCUGAAUCCAAUAAAGAACUUGUAAGUGAUCUUAAAAGUCUAAGUUUCGAAUUGGAAUCAGUUAAACGAAGAUAUAGGGAACAAAUUAAUGGUAAAGAUCAAUUGAUCGAAGGAUUUAAACAUACCCUGAAACAAUUUGAAAUAGACAAUAAAAGGAAGGAUGAACAAAUCGAAGAACAAUUGAGGAGAAUCGAAAAGGAUAAAAGAAAACGAGACCAACUAGAGAUGCAACUUGAUGCUUCAAGGAGUGCUAUAGCUGAACUUGCUGAACAACGACAACAAUUGCUCGCCUCCAUAGAUGUUGAUCAAGUCAAAACUCUUGAACGUGAACUUGAAAAUAAGAAUAAAACAAUUAAUGAUCUUAACGAUCAAAUCGCUAGAAACACAAGGGAUUUAGAUGAGAAAGAAAAGUUACUUAAUGAACAACUUCAAAAUUAUCGAACACUUGAGGUUCAAUUGAAAGAUAAUCAAAAUCAACUCGAUAUUUUAUCGAAAAAAGAAUUAGAUGUUACCGAAAAGGAUUCUCUUAUCGAAUCUCUUAAUAUACGUUUAGACACUUCUCAAAAGGUUAUUGCCGAAUUGAGAGAAAAGCACGCUCCACAUGAUCUUUUAAGGCAGCUCCGACAAAAAGAUUACAUAAUCGAUAAUCUUACCCAACAAGUUGAGAGCGUUGACGCAGAUAUGAAAGAUAGAGAUGAUGAGAUCGAAGCGUUGACCAUUUCAUUAGAAACUCAAAAGAAAAAAUCAGAGAAAUUAAAGGAACAAAACUCUCAGAUAGAACCAUUAAAAAAAAGUGUCGAAGAAUCCGAAGAACUUAUUCUUGACAUUCAACAACAACUUUCCCAAAAAGAAAGAACUCUUGCUGACUUAGAAAGAAGAUAUAAAGAAGCUUCACGUAACUCUUUAGAUGGUAUGGAUAGACUUAGAGCUCAAGAUCAAACUAUUUCUAACCUUCGCCGCGAUAUAUUGCAACUUAGGCAAGCAUUAACUGCGCAAGCUGCUGAAGUUCGUGAAAAAGACAGACUUCUAUCUUCUCUGAGAGAUGAAACCGUUCAUGUACGUUCCAACUAUCAGGGUCUCAUCAACGCCCUUAAUGAGAAAGACCAGAGAAUUACUCAAUUUGAGCAACUUUUAGAGAAUCUCAAAAAAGAAAAAACCGAAGUUAAAAUCGAAUCACCAGAAAAAGAAUUAAAGACUGGUAGUAAGAGUGAAGUUCGAUUAAACGCUUUACAAAAGGUCUUAAACAAUAAAAUUGAAACUUGCAAAGAUUAUGAAAAAAAGAUUUUAAACUUUGAAAAAGAGAUUGAAGGUUUAAAAAAGAUGAUCGAUGAAUCAACUACCUCUAAUUCUGAAAAAGAAAAUAAAAUGACUAGACUUGUUAAAAUGAACCGUCAACUCAAAGAUGAAAUUACAGAAAUAAAACAAAAAAUGGAGGCGAAAGAACAAGAGUUAAUUACUAUAAAAUCCCGUAUUCCCAUGCCUACUUCUUCAAAAUCUCCAGCAUCUUCAGUAAGAUCCCUAACCAAAACUCCUAAAUCCCGAGUUUCUUCCAUGUAUAGCGUAAGUGGUGGUGAGAGCAGCAGUGAUGAAACGGCGAAUGGAUCUCGUAUACGUAGAAAUCCCAGUUUAAGUGGAUUGAGUUCAGCUUCAAACACCUCAACCAGAAGACUUUCAGAUAGUACCCGUCCCAUCUUAACAAGAACAAGAUCUUCAGCUUCUACCACUUCAUCUUCUUCGUCAAUUCAAAGUGCACGAAGAAGUAACCUUUCAACACUUUCUAAAACAAGAACUUCUCCUUCUCAAAGCACUGUAGAUGUCCUUAAAAAGAAGCGUGAUUCUACCAUUACCCCUAAAAAAGAACCGAGUCCUAUUAAUCGUUCCGCUGUCAACCAAAGAAAACGUGACAUGGUAGUUUUAAAUACUAUGUUAAGUGGUGUCUCUCCCGAUAGAAAAAACAAAACAUCAACACUUUCAACCCAAAAUAAGGUUAAUGCUAAAAGCGGCGUAGCAAAAAAGAAACUGACCGAUGUAUCCAGUGAUAGUGAACGUGAAGCUAAAAGUGGAUUGACAAAAAAACCCUCCAACGAUUUAACUACUAUCAUGGAGAAAUUUUGUAAAAGUGAUGAUUCUACAGUAAAAGGUACCAGGUCAAAAGCUAUCAAAGUUGCUAAACCCCCGACCUCGCCAGUAAAGACUAGAACUUCUUUGGUCAGACCUCUACCUUCAAAGAAACCACCAACUGUGUGA
Messenger RNA from Diversispora eburnea, 2715 nucleotides. Lineage: Eukaryota; Fungi; Glomeromycota; Glomeromycetes; Diversisporales; Diversisporaceae. The record is from the annotation of a GenBank genome assembly.